This is a messenger RNA of Danaus chrysippus (African queen), 1623 nucleotides long. Lineage: Eukaryota; Metazoa; Arthropoda; Insecta; Lepidoptera; Nymphalidae. The record is from the annotation of a GenBank genome assembly.
AUGUCCACGAGUGUAGCUAUCCUUUUACUCCUUGGAGUUGCGUGUGCGCAAAACAAUGGAUCAUAUGAACUAAAUAUAAUUCAUUUCAACGAUUUUCAUGCACACUUUGACGAAAUAGCUCUGAACGGCGCCAGUUGCAAUCCCGCAGUUGGCGAUUGUAUUGGUGGUUUUUCACGACUUUACACAGCUAUCAGACAGGCGAGGCAACUGUCUCCUGAUUCUUUGGUGCUCAAUGGAGGAGACACAUUUCAGGGAACUAUUUGGUAUAAUUUCCUUCGAUGGAAUGUCAGCCAGCAUUUCAUGAAUCUGAUACCUCAUGAUGCUCAUGUCCUCGGUAACCAUGAGUUUGAUCAUGGAGUCGAUGGUCUCCUUCCUUAUUUGGAGCGAUUGAAUGCCCCUAUGCUGGGCGCCAACGUUAACACAACAUUCGAGCCAGAACUUGCGAAAUAUGUAAAGAAUCAUAUUGUUGUGGAAAGAAGGGGACGAAAAAUCGGCAUAAUCGGCAUACUGUUGCGGACGUUUUCAGCGCCCAUUGGCAAUGUUAUAAUGGAAGAUGAAUUGGAAGCCGUGAAUCGUGAGGCGGCUAUUUUGUCCAGACAAGGAGUAGACAUUAUUAUUGUUCUGUCACAUGUCGGAUAUGCUUCUGAUAUGAGGUUGGCGUCACGAAUGUCACCGGAGGUCGACAUUAUAGUUGGCGCACACUCUCACAGUUUCCUGAACAAUGGCGAAGGACCAGAUGGAAGCAGACCGGUUGGGGAGUAUCCUUCUAUAGUUACCCAAGAAAAUGGCCAUAGAAUUCUUGUCGUCCAAGCUUCGGCGUAUACGCGCUAUUUGGGUGAAAUAAAGCUAUUUUUCAAUUCAGAAGGCAAAAUAGAAUCUUGGUCCGGACAACCCAUUUAUCUUGGCACCUCUGUUAUAAAAGAUCCCCAGAUGGAGUUACUACUGGAGCCUUGGCGUCGCGAAGUGCGGGCGAUAGGUGAUGAAGUGCUUGGACAGGCUGUAACUUCUCUUCGAAGAGGUUGCUACCGACAGGAGUGUAAUCUGGGCAGCUGGCUCUGUGAUGGACUGCUGGAACAGGUGAUGUCCCGAGCGAGUGAUGGUGCCUGGGGUUAUGCUCACGUUUGUAUGAUGAACGCUGGAGGAAUAAGAAAUCAAAUAAACCCGGGAGCAAUAACAACGGAGGCAUUGCUAAUGGCAAUGCCAUUUGAGAAUAUCGUGCAGGUCUAUGAUCUUCGCGGAGAGUAUCUUCUGCAGGCGCUGGAGUUUUCAGUGGGAGUAGCACAAACCGACCCCAACAACUUUUACAGCUCCAGAAUGUUACAACUCUCAGGUUUCCGUGUGGUAUAUAACGCGACGGCUCCUAUAGGAUCCCGUGUUGUAUCAGCAGCGGUGCGUUGUGUGCGCUGUGAUGUGCCUCGUUAUGAGCCAUUAAAAAAUGAUUCAGUUUACCGCGUACUGACUCAGAAUUACAUAGGGGAUGGCGGCGGUGGAUACACGAUGCUGUCAGAAAAUAGGGAGAAUUUAGUAAAUCUUGAGGUUGACUACGUCAUGAUACAGAGGUAUCUACGGAAACAGGGCAGCGUUGUGAAAGAUCUCGAUGGACGGAUCAAAAUAGUGUAUUAA